UCUCCUCUAACGGUCGGAACAUUUCAAAAAGGCAAGAGGCGCGAUCGGCUCGUGUCAAUCACCGCGGGGGUGGAGUUAACUGCGGACGGCGCUUGCGCGAGCAUGUGAUGCGGACUGGUGUCGCUCACCCCUUUGCUGGUUUUUGGGUGGCGACACCAUGGACUCGGCCUGGCUCCGGGCGCUCCUCAACAAGCGGCUCCGGAUCACGCUGGACUGCGGCGCGUACUUAGGUUGUCUCCGCCAUGUGGAUGCCGCCACGAAGGCCGUCGUGUUGGAUCAAGUUGAAGAUUUGGAAAAUAACAGGAAGCUGCCUGGCAUCAAAAUGUUUUUUGGUUAUGAGAUCAGAGACUUGGAAAUCCUUGAUGCUUUGCCCACCAGAUCCAUGAAUAAGUCAGCAAAUAGCAAUGACUCAAGAGAUAAACUGGAGGACACCACUGCAGGGAAGAAUUUUGGAGAGCAGCAUUUUUCAGAGUUGGAGGAUGAAAGUCUGAAAUAUGCAGUCAUCGAUCAAUUUCAUCAAAAGUUUGGUCCUGCUAUCUUCCACAUUAAAAAGCAAAGUGCAAUUGGAGUGGCAGUGGAAGGUAUUGAUAUCUGCCGCUUUGGAAAGCUGUGUUUGAUACAGAUAGCAACAAAGGAUCAAAUUUAUUUGUUUGAUAUCUUCCUCCUGGGACCAGUGGCAUUUAAGAAUGGACUGAAAAUGGUUUUAGAGGACUCUAAUAUAUUGAAAGUGAUCCAUGACUGUCGCUUGGUUUCAGAUUGCCUCUAUCAUCAAUACAGAGUGGACCUUACCAAUGUCUUUGAUACACAGGUUGCAGAUGUUCUGCAGUUCUCCUUUGAAGCAGGAGGCCUUCUUCCGAACUGCGUCAGUACAUUGGAAGAAAGCUUGAUCCGUCACCUCUCCCUUCCCACAACUAAAGCCCAAUUUCUGCAGCGCAGUGCACAUGCAGUCAAGGAUAAUCCAAAGGUAUGGACCUACCGUCCACUUCCUACAUGCUUGAUGCAGAGAGCAGGAUUGGAAGUAAUGUACCUGCUUUCACUCCGUUCAGUCCUGAUGGACAAGUUAAUGGUGGAUUUCACGACUCAAGUGGACAACUACCUGAGCAUGUACAGAAAUAUGCCCUGUAUUAACCUGGGAAGUGCUGAGCAUUACUCAAUGGAGCUUCCAUAUGAAUUGAAGGAAUUAGCUGUUAUUCAGAGACUGAGAAGAGAAGAUGCUAUGAAAAGUUAUAAAAUAGAUGAAAAGGGCCUUCUGGUGAGACCACACCCUCAAUCUGAGAAAAUAUCUGAAUCAGAAGGAAGGGUAAUAAACACAGAUGACAUUCCAGAGCUUGAGUCCAUCGUACCCUCGGGUGAAAAUGCUUUCGAAAUGCAGAAUGAUGAGAUUCCAUUUCUUGAACCAAGCCCUGAUUGUACUCAAGACCUUUGUCCUCCCUUGGAACGUGUCAGUCUUUCAGUAUUCUAACUCUGACAAAAACACAUUGUUGCCAGUGUUCAACUUUGUGCAGAAAUCAAUUACUGAUCCCAGAGAUGGUUGAGCUGAAUGUUGACUUUAUUGUGAAGGUGACUGAGCAUUGUUCAAUUCUGAAGCCUGAAGACAAAGCUGCUGUUUCUGCCUGACUGUCAAGAUCUAUAGACGAAACCAAGACCUGUUCUGGGGAUGGUACUUUUCAAAUCAGUUUCUGUCUCACUUUUUGGAAAUGCCUUCAAUGUUGUCACAUUACAACUGGAGCUUGCUUUGAUUUACAGUGGUUUUGGAGUAGCUGAAUGGUUUUAAGUUCCUUUUGUGCUGUUCAUGAAGUAAUGAGACUUUAGUUUCCCACACAGCGAGUACCCAUAAUUAGAUCAUAUGGAAAGGGAACCAAGUGUCAGCUAAGUGCAUCCUUCGGGAAGAGAAAUAAAACAGCAGGCUGCCUUCUGUCCCUGUCCUAACUGAGCGGCUGAUAUCUCGAUCUAGGCUUCCAGUUUAUUGCUUGUAUCCUGACUCCAAUGAAAGGGAAACAAACAACUUGAAUGGUUAGUUUGGAGAAAAUAUUUGUGAAAUAGGAGCAGUAUGUUUCCACUAAUAAUUGUGCAUUCAUGUUAUGUGUCAUAUUCUUUGAUAUACUUGCAAGAUAUUGUAUUUUUAAUACUGCUCUGAUUUAUGACAUUAAGAUUACUUUUUUCCUAAUUCAGGCCUAUAAAUCUGUAUCAAAGUAUGACUUUCCUGCUAAAUAAAUGAUUUCCUUUAUUAUGACCAAAA
Messenger RNA from Rhincodon typus (whale shark), 2239 nucleotides. It is a transcript of the gene exd1, whose product is annotated as exonuclease 3'-5' domain containing 1. NCBI's taxonomy places the organism in Eukaryota, Metazoa, Chordata, Chondrichthyes, Orectolobiformes, Rhincodontidae. Gene Ontology annotation, biological process: nucleobase-containing compound metabolic process. The record is from RefSeq and is a predicted model, not a curated record. Gene Ontology annotation, molecular function: 3'-5' exonuclease activity; nucleic acid binding. The coding region runs from base 158 to 1462 and encodes 434 amino acids. The transcript is spliced from 11 exons.